CAGGCGGCCCUCCUCCAGGCAAGGUGCUCCGGUGCCUGAUGGGGUUCAUGGAGCCCGGGCUGUGGCUCCUUUUCGGGCUCACAGUGACCUCAGCCACAGGAUUCACUCCUUGCCUUCAGCCUGGGGGCUCUGGCAGGACUGGUGUGCCCCAGCUGACCCCUGCAACCAGAUCUGAGGGUGACUGUGAAGAGACUGUGGCUGACCCUGGUGAAGGGACGAAUCCUGGAAGUCCUGGGCAGAAGCAGGGGCCCGGUUGGUCUGGAGAGCAGGCAGAGGGUGGCUCUGUGCACCACCGCCCCCGGCGCUGCACGUGCUUCACCUACAAGGACAAGGAGUGUGUCUACUAUUGCCACCUGGACAUCAUCUGGAUCAACACUCCAGAACGAACUGUGCCCUAUGGACUGUCCAACUACAGAGGAAGCUUCCGGGGCAAGAGAUCCUUGGGAUUGUCCCCAGGGAGUGUACAGCCCUCACUGGGGAUACAUUCGCGCUGUGCUUGUGUGGGGAUAGAUGACAAGGCCUGCCUACGCUUCUGCACACAAACCCUGGACAUCAGCAGAAAUUCCAGGACAGCAGAAAACCCAGACGAAGAAGAGAAAGGGAGGGCCAGAGGGGCCCGCGGAGGCCUGCGUCAAAGGUUGAAGUCCAGGACAGACACAACAUGGAGCCCUUAGGUGGCCGCCACGGAUGCUUGCUCUCCGCGUGGACUUCCUCCCCGCCUUCCCUGCCUGCUCACUAUAUCAUCCUGCAAGGAGCCGUUGCCCUCCACAGUUAACAUUUCCACCUCUUUAGGGACAAGGGGUGAAUUUGUCUGGGACAGAAAACCCACCCAAAGAGUCCCCAGUUGACAACACACCCUUACUCCAAGAAUGCCCCAAUCCAAGUGACCCCAGUUUCCCUAAUGGGUAAAAUGAUCCCAGAUGUGCCUGGGCCCAGACGCCUGCGGCUCUUGUUUCAGGCAGGAAAUUGUUUUUGGAGAGGCAUGGCAAGCUGGAAAGUCACUCACUGGCUUUUGACAUGACUCCUCUUGGAGAGUAAGUGGAUGCCAGGCAGGCUCUUUGCAAGUGUAAACAUGUGUCCAUCUUGUAAUAGAUGUGCAAGGCCGGUGUGGCCAGGGCAUGUCAACCUCUGAAGGCUGCCGGCUGAAUUAGUAGGCGAGGAGUUGGGGUGAGCCUGGGCCAGAGGUACACAGUAGUUUGAAGCCUGUAGGACUGAGACAGAAAUUUUUAGCCGUGCUUGGUACCCAUCAAAGUAUGUAUCAAGAAAGAAAGAAAGGAAGGAAGGAAGGAAGAAAAAAAGGAGGAAAGGAAGAAAGAAAGGAGCUCUGAUGUUCGUGAGAAAGAAAAGGAGAAAUUGAUGUCUGAUGGUUUUGAACUCUGGGCUCCACAGAGCUUAUUCUUGGCCCAUGGGCUGGACGUCAUGUCCCUUUUAGACACUAGGCCCAGAGCGGCAGAGUUCUCCAGCUUGGUUUGCAAGAAGCUGGYUGUGGAGUCAGCCCCAGCUCCAGGUUAUUAGGAGGAGUAUUUGCUUUCAUGCAUAAAUGUGGAUCUUUGGAGAGUGGCUUCAAAAUAAGCCAUGAACAUAAACUGCAAAUUAUGUAAAUUCCUAUUUAUCUAUAUAAUUGGCAACCACUGGGAAUUGUAACGCCCGGUGGUUCAAGAUCUCUGCAGCUGCGCCCUCCCUGCUGUGCUGGGCUCACAGUGAGAGAGGGACUGUGACUUGGCCAYGAAAAGCUGUCUACUUGGGCAGGUGGGGAGGGCAUCACUCCCAAUGGGCCGUAGAACAAGGAGAAGCUACCUGUGAGCAGGGGAAAGGGCACCUUCCAGGGAAGUCCAGAUGGCUCCUGGUGGAGCGCUGGCCUUGUCUGGACACGAAACUCCGGGGGAGCCUCCCUCUAGCCCUUAUUCUAGGAGUAAGGUGCGUAUCCAUCAUGAGAGAGUGCAGGAGACCAACUUACUGGAGGAAUUCUGUACAGUUUAAGAGAAGCGAUUAUUUAUUGGRCAACUAUUCUCUCCUCCAGCUCUUUUAUGGGAUCUGUUAAAAGUAAAGUCACUGUACAUAUAUAGAUUUUAAAUUGUG
This is a messenger RNA of Urocitellus parryii (Arctic ground squirrel), 2079 nucleotides long. It is a transcript of the gene Edn3, whose product is annotated as endothelin 3. Gene Ontology annotation, cellular component: extracellular region. Gene Ontology annotation, biological process: vein smooth muscle contraction; regulation of vasoconstriction; regulation of systemic arterial blood pressure by endothelin. NCBI's taxonomy places the organism in Eukaryota, Metazoa, Chordata, Mammalia, Rodentia, Sciuridae. Gene Ontology annotation, molecular function: endothelin B receptor binding; hormone activity. The record is from RefSeq and is a predicted model, not a curated record.